Onychomys torridus (southern grasshopper mouse) is the source of this 2410-nucleotide messenger RNA. It is a transcript of the gene Ctdnep1, whose product is annotated as CTD nuclear envelope phosphatase 1. The coding region runs from base 1096 to 1830 and encodes 244 amino acids. The record is from RefSeq and is a predicted model, not a curated record. Gene Ontology annotation, molecular function: protein serine/threonine phosphatase activity. The transcript is spliced from 8 exons. Lineage: Eukaryota; Metazoa; Chordata; Mammalia; Rodentia; Cricetidae.
UCGGAGGGGGCGCUCCAGAGUCUCUGUACACAGCCGUAGAGAAGACAUCCUCAGUUCCUGCACCACGUCUGGGGUGAGAAGGGCCGUUGGAACAGUUGUCAGUGGGCUGCAGAUAAGGGGUCGCACGAGCCCCCGGCUCCCCGAGAGCGUCCGGACCCGGGGGCCGAUGACGUCACCCGGCCCCGCCCACACCGCCCGAGGCCCGCUCCGGGCCCCGCCCCGCAGUCACCUUGCGCGCGUGCGCAACGCUGCAUCCCUGCUCCGGACUCCCUCCGCUUUCCCCGACUCUACCCUCCUUCGCUGGAACGGGCCGAGGGACCCAUCCACCCCGGGGAAGUGAACACGCGUCACUACCGGAAGUACUGUCAGAGGGGAAGAGGAGGAGGGAAGAGAGGAGGAGGGAGCCCUUUGGGCGGUAAAAUGGCGCCUGUCAGAGUGGGAAGCCCAGCGGCAGGACCUGCAGCCCCGCGCCUUAGCGGCUGAGACGCCCUGGCCUCGGGGAGGGGGAGGCCGCCCCGGCCCAGCGCCCCGCGCCCUUCGGCUCCCCCCCCCCCUCCCGCCCCGUUCCUGCGCUCAGAGGCCCCGGGCGUCCCCAAGAGUCGUCGUGGCCCAGCGCGCGCCGCGGCCCCCGCCCGCCCCCUUCCCGGGGCAGACCCCUAGCGCGCCUGCGCAGAGGGCCACCCUUCGCUUCCCCCCCCACCUUCCCCUCCCACCUCCCUCCCUCCCUCCCUUCUCCCCAGCCCCCUCCCCCACUGCCCCCUCCCCCAAUUCUCCAUCCCCUUCCCUCCCGGUCUCGGAGGACCCCGUCCUAGCCCGACCUGUUUGGGCCUGCAGCCCACGCGAAGCCGUCGCUGCCACUUCCCGCUCAUGUGGGCCCCUGCGGGCUGCCCACGCCAGUCCCCCAGCUCCCGGUUCCGCUGGGCUUUCCCUUCGCUGGGGGUGGCUUUCUGAGCCACCCACUCCGUGCCCAUCUCUGCAGCCUCUCCUGCCGCUCGGGGCCCCCGUUCCCCCUCCCGGCGGCGGGGGGCUGCCCCCGGGGGGCUGGCGGAGCUGGGCCGCUGGGGCCCCGGGGCCGGCGGUGCCGGGGUCAUCGGGAUGAUGCGGACGCAGUGUCUGCUGGGGCUGCGCACGUUCGUGGCCUUCGCCGCCAAGCUCUGGAGCUUCUUUAUUUACCUUUUGCGGAGGCAGAUCCGCACGGUAAUUCAGUAUCAAACUGUUCGAUAUGAUAUCCUUCCCUUAUCUCCUUUGUCCCGGAAUCGACUAGCCCAGGUGAAGAAGAAGAUCCUGGUGCUGGAUCUGGAUGAAACACUCAUUCACUCUCACCAUGAUGGGGUCCUGAGGCCUACAGUGAGGCCUGGAACACCUCCUGAUUUCAUCCUCAAGGUGGUAAUAGACAAACAUCCUGUCCGCUUUUUUGUACAUAAGAGACCCCAUGUGGAUUUCUUCUUGGAAGUGGUAAGCCAGUGGUAUGAGCUCGUGGUGUUUACAGCAAGCAUGGAAAUUUAUGGCUCUGCUGUGGCAGAUAAACUGGACAACAGCAGAAGCAUUCUUAAGAGGAGGUACUAUAGACAGCACUGCACUUUGGAGUUGGGCAGCUACAUCAAAGACCUCUCUGUGGUCCACAGUGACCUCUCCAGCAUUGUGAUCCUGGAUAACUCCCCCGGGGCUUAUAGGAGCCACCCAGACAAUGCUAUCCCUAUCAAAUCCUGGUUCAGUGACCCCAGUGACACAGCGCUUCUCAACCUCCUCCCAAUGCUGGAUGCCCUCAGGUUCACUGCUGAUGUCCGUUCCGUGCUGAGCCGAAACCUUCACCAACAUAGGCUCUGGUGACAGCUGCUCCCCCUCCACCUGAUUUGGGGUGGGGGGGAAAGGGAGGGAGAACUCUUGGGAUGCCGUCUGUUGCCCUGUCCAAUGUGAGGACUGCCUGGGCAGGGUCUGCCCCUCCCAUCCCUCUCUGCCCUCGGAGCCCUGCACUCCACUAAUGGAGUCUGGAUGGACACAUGGGCCAGACCGAAGCAGCCUCACUCUUCGUGGUCACACUCCGUGGAAAUGCCAGACUGGACAGGGGAGGCCUUGGAGAGCUGAACUGUCUGGUGGAGAAGGCAGGAGUGGCCUGGGUGACAGACAUGGUCAUCCCAGAGGCUCAACAGAAGCCAAGUCAACUUUGUUGUGAUUUGAUUUUUUAAAAACUCUUGUACAAAACCGAUCUAAUUCUUCACUCCUGCUCCAAGGGCUGGGCUGUGGGUGGGAGCCUGGGAUUUUGGGCCACCGGAUAUUCCUCAAACUUGUCCUUCCCUUACUUUUCCUCAUUUUUCUUCCCCCAAACACCCUGAUACCUGUAAUCAACUUUCUCUUUUCUUCCUUCCUCUUUUAAGCCAUGCAUUAUAACUUUGAAACCAAAGUUGCAAUA